Messenger RNA from Pollicipes pollicipes, 1848 nucleotides. Its product is annotated as zinc finger protein 79. Bases 1 to 1848 code for a protein of 615 amino acids. NCBI's taxonomy places the organism in Eukaryota, Metazoa, Arthropoda, Thecostraca, Pollicipedomorpha, Pollicipedidae. Gene Ontology annotation, molecular function: DNA-binding transcription factor activity, RNA polymerase II-specific. The record is from RefSeq and is a predicted model, not a curated record. The transcript is spliced from 9 exons. Gene Ontology annotation, biological process: regulation of transcription by RNA polymerase II. Gene Ontology annotation, cellular component: nucleus.
AUGGCGUCUGAACUGCUGACGCCGGCGGUGGUGAUGCCGUCCGAGGUGCCGACGCCGGCGGUGGUGAUGCCGUCUGAGGUGCCGACGCCGGCGGUGGUGAUGCCGUCCCCGCCAGGUGCCACUGUGCUCGGCCUAGUCGAGCCACUGGCGGGCGGCCCGCGCCUACAGACCGGCACGGUGGAGCUCGGGGCGCCGCCGCUCGCCCCCAUCUACUGCCUGGUGUGUAACGUGCAGGGCCUGGACCAUGUCUACUGGAACAUCCACGGCUCCUUCACCAACACGAGCAGUGCCGUGCUGGCUGACAAGAUCCUGGAGUGCGUUCAGAGCAGCUUGCGUGCCGCCGAGCUCGGCCGGUACUCUGAGUACGUGUGCAGUGGCUGCGCCGCGCAGCUUAACCUGGUCGACGAGUAUGAGACGGCACUUUCGCGCAUCCGCGCCGACUUCAAGCAAAAGUUUUGGCAGACGUUCAUUGCGCGCGGCCAGAUCUCCGUGUCGGAGGUGUCGCGUGUCGCUGACGCUGGGACGCAGGCGCCCGCGCGCGGCCCGCUCGCACCACCGGCGUCGAAGGCGGACGCCGACGUAACUGCGCCGCCGGCUGUCGCGGAAGGCACACUGCCUUCGAGUAACGCUCGGCGCCGACUGCGGACUGGCGAAGGGCCUGUGAAGACCGAGCCGGCCGCGGCGGCGGACGCGGCGUUACGCCCGGAGACACCGCUGAAGAUGGAGAUCACCGAUAUCGAUGACCUGGUGACCGAGCCCCCAUCAGAGCGUCGCCUGCCGCACGCCUCGUCGGCGCCGCCGGCUGUCGUCGCCGACUCGGAUGACCCGGGCUCGCCUCGGCCGGACGAGUCCAAGGCCGAGGGGACGGCGGCACGGCAGCGGCCGCCGACCAGCCGGGCCAAGACGCGCACGGACUGGACUGAGGUGGACAAACACUACCGUAAAGUGGUCGACCCGGACGACGGUGGCGCCGAGCGCUUCCAGUGCAUCGUCUGUCUGUCCAAGAUCAAGGACCGGAAGGAGGUGCGGAAGCACGUGCGCCGCCACUUGGGCAUGAUCAAGCUGCUUAAGUGCGGCUACUGCGACUACCGCUGCUACCGGCCCAGCAACCUAGUCAUCCACGAGCGGCGGCACACUGGCGAGCGGCCCUUCACCUGCGAGGUUUGCGGCACCGGCUUCAAGUCCAACGACAGUCUGAACGUGCACCGGCGCACGCACACGGGCGAGCGGCCCUACGAGUGCACCGACUGCCACAAGCGGUUCACCCAGCACUCGUCGCUGCAGAUUCACAAACAGGUCCACUCGUCGCGGAAGCGGCACAUCUGCGACUACUGCGGCAAGAGUUUCACCCAGCUGGGCAACCUCAAGUGCCACCGGCGCGUGCAUACGGGAGAGACGCCAUACCCGUGCCCCACCUGCGGCCGCCAGUUCCGCUCCGACUACCAUCUCAAGGUGCACCAGAUCGAGCACACGGGCCGCCGGCCGCACCAGUGCUGUGUCUGCCAGCUGGGCUUCCUCACCGCCCACAAGCUGAAGCAGCACAUGGCCACCCACACUGGCGACAAGAUCGGCUACACGUGCGAGAGCUGCAACAAACAACUGACAACGCGCAAGUCGCUGCGCGACCAUCAACGCAUCCACACAGGCGAGCGGCCCUUCCCGUGCGCCGUGUGCGCCGCCGCCUUCCGCACCGAGACGCUGCUGCGCGCCCAUCGCCGCCAGCACGCGUCGCAGCUGCAGUGCUCGGCGUGUGGCCAAGCGUGUCGCACGGAGGCGCAGAUGGCGGCGCACGAGCGCACGUACCACCCGGCGUUGGGCGGCGGGUCAGGAGGCUGUCUGAGCGCGUAA